UUUUCUCAAUAAAAGAAAAAAUAAUAACAUAGACAUACGUCACCUAUGUCUAUAUAUACAUCCAAGAAAGACCACCUGUGUAUGAAUGAUAUAACCUUAAAUCCAGAAAAGCCAGAGACUAUUACAAGAAAGAGCAUAUUAGUCUGAUCAUUUUCCACAAACAAUGAUGUCCUCAUCAUCAUCAUCAUCAUCUGCCACCGAUAUUAUCACUAAGCCGCCGCCGUCGUCGGCUGUUGAGUCUGUCACGUGCGACACGUGCGGUUUCGCUGAGGAGUGCACGCCGGCUUACAUCCACCGCGUCAAGGAACGCCACAGGGGACACUGGCUUUGUGGGCUCUGCGCGGAGGCUGUGAAGGACGAGGUGGUUCGAUCUCCGACAAGAAUCUCCGUCGAGGAAGCUCUUCGCCGCCACACAACGUUCUGCCACCGGUUUCGUUCAUGGAGCGCGGAGGAGGAGGAGGAAGAUCCUAUUGCAGUCAUUGGAAGAAUUCUACGGAGGAGUCUCGAUGGCUCUCCUCGGAGAACCACCACGAGGACGAGCUCAAGCGGAGCUUUGCCUGGGGUCGACGAUGUAGCGGCACGACGGUCGCUUCUCCGAUCUGGGAGCUGUUUCUCGUCUCUCUCUACUUGAUUAAAUAUGUUAGGUGUAAAGUUGCAUUUUGCUUUUCCUAAAUUUUUGUUAAAGAUUUGUUAUUUUGUAUGACGUUAGUCUUUCUUAAUAUGAUUCAGUGAGUUAAUAAAAUGGUCAAUGACCAAAGCAUUCUGUGAUC
This is a messenger RNA of Brassica oleracea var. oleracea, 770 nucleotides long. RefSeq lists its product as uncharacterized. The record is from RefSeq and is a predicted model, not a curated record. NCBI's taxonomy places the organism in Eukaryota, Viridiplantae, Streptophyta, Magnoliopsida, Brassicales, Brassicaceae. The coding region runs from base 164 to 631 and encodes 155 amino acids. The transcript has a single exon.